UACAUCGAACGAGUAGAACAAUCGAUUGAGAACCGUCGACGUCCUUCGAGACAUCCGACCCCACGGAUGUGCAAUAAUUUAUCGAGUAAUUUAAAUCGACGCCAACUUAUAAAUACAAACACAUUCGUCCUCUGUUCAUCGUUCCUCUUUCUUUCGAGAGAAUGAUCCUGAUCCUCGUUCGGCCGUUUGGAAGAGAGAAAAAGCUUCUCAAGAUUUAAGAAGAGGAAUCGAUCAGUGCUCGUUCGAAAGGAAGGAGGACAAUGGACAGCUUCGAUGAAUCGUUCGUCGAGUGUUCUAAUUUUCGUAAAUGGUACUUCCGGUAAGAAUCGAAUUAUAAAAUAUUAUAAAAAUUCAUCUUCGAGAAGAGAAAUCUUAAACGUUCCUUCUUUAUAUAUUGUGCAAUACAUAUUGUUUGCAUCGUAGUUAAGUUAAAUUAAGAAACUUUUAUCACCAACCUCCUCGAGUUUCUUAAUGGCUCUAAUUCAAUGUCCAAUCAACCGUUCACCAAAUACUCGCCAUGUAUUAGCACGUAUCGCGUUUACUCUGGAUUAAUCAUACAUCUAUUUAUUAUCCCUAAUAAUCGUAGAAUCUAAUUGAUAAAUUUGAUCGAAUCAUAACUACCCAAACAUCUUCGGAUCGUUUACGAAUUCUUCCUCCCCUAAUAUUUCGUUAAACAGUGUAAUAAUAUUUUAUCGAAAUAUAUGUAUCGUCGACGAAAAAUAUGGAGAAUGAAGAAGGAGGCAGGAAAAAAAAGAUUACGAAUUCGUUGUUUGCUCGAUUAACCAAUUUACCCAACUUAUUUGUCCCCGCCGUUUAUUUGAACACGUUUCGUAAUGCGAAAUUACGUUUCCAAUUUCCGCUAUCCCGUACGGGUUUGAUAUUUUUGGACCGAGUUUUCUCGUGUUCGAGUGGGGUCUUCGUUGAUUUUCCCUGGCCUAUAAAAGAAGCGCGUUUCCUUCAGUUGGACGAAUCGUUACUUACGGAACGAGUGAAAAAAUAUUCCAUUUUUAAUCGCAUGUUAUGAUUAUUAAUGAAGAUUUAGAUUGAAAUAAUUGCUGGAGGAGAGAAGAAAAAAAAACAAUUGCCAAAUUGCAAGUUGUCGAAAAAUCGAAAUCUCGCUUCCAAGCAUGGUUGUGCCCUGCGUGAAGGUGGAUCAAGCGUACGAUGAGACGGAGAUAGUGCCGAUGAAUUAUUUCAACGAUUCUCAGUAUUAUUCGCUUAGAACGAAAAUCGUGUACUCGAUCUGGUUGGAGAGGAAUAGCGAAAGUUCGAAACAGACACUGGCGCGUUUUCUUAGUACUAGAGAUCAAGAUCAGGCGACGAAUGCGGAAGAUGUCCUCUUUGAUAUGUUUAAAAACGAAGAUACCGGUCUUCUAGCAGUGGGCAAAUUUUUGGCUGCCCUGAGGACUACCGGUUUGCGAAACGACGAUCCUAGACUUCAAGAAUUCACGGAUAACUUAAGGAAGGAACACUUGAAGACCGGAGGUCACGAAGGUGUAUCUCACGAGACGCAAAAAUUGAGCAGAGAUCAGUUUAGAAGAAUUAUAAAUCCGAACAUAGUGCUGAUCUCGCGGGCGUUCAGACACCAAUUCAUUAUACCCGAUUGGUCGGGUUUCACCAAGCACAUAGAGGACUUCUAUUGGAAAUGCAAGUCGAACUCGGAGGGCAAGGUCGCCUCUUAUAUACCACAGCUGGCAAGGAUGAAUCCGGAUUACUGGGGCGUUUCCGUCUGCACGAUCGAUGGGCAGAGAUUCAGCAUCGGUGACACAUCGAUCCCGUUUACCUUGCAGAGUUGCAGCAAGCCUCUGACUUACGCGAUCGCUUUGGACAGGCUGGGACAGGAAGUGGUACAUCAAUAUGUCGGCCAAGAACCGUCCGGACGCAACUUCAACGAGCUGGUGUUGGAUUACAACAAGAAACCCCAUAAUCCCAUGAUCAACGCUGGCGCAAUCCUAGUCUGUUCUCUCUUGAAGUCUCUGAUCAAGCCUGAAAUGACUUUAGCCGAAAAAUUCGACUUCACGAUGAAUUAUUUUAAGAGGUUAGCAGGUGGGGAGAACAUGGGCUUCAACAACGCUGUAUUUUUGUCGGAACGAGAAGCGGCUGACAGAAAUUACGCGCUUGGAUUUUACAUGAGGGAGUACAAUUGUUAUCCCGAUAAAUCGAAUUUGAGAGAAAUCAUGGAUUUCUAUUUCCAGUGCUGCUCCAUGGAGGCUAAUUGCGACACGAUGGCAGUAAUGGCAGCCACUUUAGCUAACGGUGGCAUUUGUCCCAUAACCGAAGAAAAAGUUCUAAAACCUGACAGCGUUCGAGAUGUUUUAAGUUUGAUGCACAGCUGCGGAAUGUACGAUUAUAGCGGCCAAUUUGCAUUCAAGGUUGGUAUCCCAGCGAAGUCAGGAGUGUCGGGAAGUCUUCUGGUAGUGAUACCAAACGUGAUGGGCAUUUGCACAUGGUCACCACCAUUGGAUCCCCUUGGAAAUUCCUGCAGAGGUGUCCAAUUUUGCGAGGAACUCGUCUCCGAGUUUAAUUUUCAUAGGUACGACAAUUUGAAGCAUGCGACUAAUAAAAAGGAUCCGAGAAGGCACAAAUACGAGACCAAAGGGCUGUCGAUCGUUAAUCUUUUGUUCAGCGCGGCCAGUGGCGAUGUCACAGCGAUGAGAAGGCAUCGAUUGAGCGGUAUGGAUAUGACAUUGUCGGAUUACGAUGGUAGGACAGCUUUGCAUUUAGCUGCCAGUGAGGGACAUUUAGAUUGUGUCGAAUUUCUUAUCGAGCAGUGUGCAGUUCCUCACGAUCCUAAGGACAGGUGGGGAAAGAGGCCGAUCGAUGAAGCAGAAACAUUUGGACACAUGCAAGUAGUAGAAUAUCUGAAUAAUUAUGCUUUGGCCCGAAAAACUGAAAUGGAAAAUGAAGAAAAGGAGAAUAACAAUAAUGAUGAAAGGAAUUCCCGAACAGUCGCGGAAUCUGCAAUUCAAACGCCAUUACCAUAAGAUUAUUGCGGCAUUAGAUAGGAUAUUUAUUUUUGAGAAGAUACACGGUACGAUGAUUGAUUGAACAGAAAUGGAACGCGUGAUAUAAUUAUAACAAAAAAAAAAAAAAAAAGGACGGAGAGGUCUCGAGAUCACGGUGAAUCGACUAUUUUCUUACAAAUAGCAUAUCUUAUGGCUGAUUUAAUUCAUUUUUACAAUUAGAAGAAUCGAUUUGCAAUUUAGAAACAAUUUUCUAUGAGUCUGUUAGCUCUAGACACUUUAAAUUAUAUCAGAUGUGUAAAUUAAUAAAAAUUUAAUUUAUAUAUUAUAUUUAUAUAUUAAUUUCAAAGAAAUAUAAUUUUUUGGAAAUAACAUUUUCAAAUUUAUUUACACAUCUGAUAUUUGUAGACGUUUCUUUUGUGUGUGUAUGUGUGUAUGUCUUAAUUCUUCUAUUUUUUUUUUUUUGGUAAUGUAUGUGUGUGCAUGGAUUUUAAAAAAUGUACAUCAAUAAUUUGUUCUAAUAUUUUAGUUAUUAUUCUUUUCUUUUUUAAUUUUUUUUAUUUAUUUUUUUUUUAUUACUAGAAAAGAACAUGAUAUUAAAAAAUCUUUAACAUUACAAAAUUUAUUCUUUUACGAAAUAGGAAGGAUUUAAGUGAAAAAUGGCCAAGUAUUUACAUUCAGGGUAAUUUUACAUGAUUUAGUUCGUACUUAUGAUAAGAUAUACUUCAUUGUUUUUUUUUGUAAUGUACUUACACGUAGGUGCUAUGCGCUUAGAUACCAAUUUAGAUUCUGAAUGAUUGAACGGAGAAGGAUAAUUUGUUUAAUUAUUUUCCAGUGUUCUUUCGUUUAUAUAAUACUCGUUCCUACGUAUAUCCGUGAUAGAAGAAUUUGCGAUAUUACGAAUUCUUAAUUUGUAUAUUUUAUUUUCAUAAAAUUUUGUUAAAAUAUGAAGACCACGUAUAAUUUGAUAUUAAAUAGAUCUUUGGCAAAAUUUUAAAAAUAUUGAUUAUCAUAACGUUAUUUAUUCACUUAUUUUUUUUAUAUACUUCAUUUACUUUUCAAAUUAUUUAUUUUUAUUUGAAAAUUAUUGAAUUGUUUCUCGUUAACUAGUAAAUCAAAUAAUAAAAAUCAAAAACUGAUUUAUAUCUUUCUUAUGUGGUCUUCAAUGAUUUAGCGUAUUUUGAAGCAACCGGAACUGUGAUUCUCCGUGUCCUGUGCAUAAAAUCCAUUCAUUAGUCAAUGAAACAGAAAUCGCGAUCUUUAAUAGAUAAAAAAAAAAAAUCGGAAAUGAUUUCUGUUUCUUGUAUCAAUGUGCUUUUUAAUCUUCUUCAAUCCUUUAUUUAGAGAGAUAAAUCUUAUAAAUUAUGCUAUUUAAUAACUUUUAAUCUUAAUCUUAAAGGAGAUUGAUUUUUUUUAUAAAUUAUCUGCUUCAUAAAUUAAUUAAAUUUUGAAUAUUGCCGAAUAAGAAAUUCGUGUCAAUAUCACAUUUCGUCAAUUACCUCGAAAUUUGCCUUAAAGUCGAUGAAAAAAUUGUAAUUAUACAAAGUAUAUAGCAGAAAACUUUCCAAACUUUAUUUCGUAUUCUCUUUAUUCCUAUUUUUUAUGCUAAAAUAUAUUCUGAGCGAAAAAAUAUAUAUAUAUAUAUCAAAAUUGUAAAGACAGGAAUAAUUUUUGUGAAUUUUAGAAAGCAGAAUUUAUGUUUCAUCAAAAGGGAAUUUUUAUAGUAUUAACGAUUUUCUAGUUAAUAUCAUUUUGAAUACGUAUAUAAAUUCCUGCCAAAUAGGAUUGUUUAAAAUCUUAAAUUAAAAUUCUCGGUUCUUCUAUAUUUUUUAUUUGAUCUUGUUUUCAAUUUGGAAUAUUCAAUUUUCAGUAUAUGUAACAUAUCAAUAUUUUGCAUCUAAUUAAUAAAAAAUAUUUGAAACCACAAAUGUUAAAACUUGCACAUAAGUAAACAUUCGUCUUAAAAAAAAAUAAAAAUUUUCUUUUAAUCUAUUUGGAAUUGGUAAAAAUUCACAAAUGCUAAAAAAAAUUAGAUUAGCAUAAAUACAUCUAAUGAAUAUAAUAAAUUAAUAAUAAGAAUUAGGAGAAAAAGAUUAAGAUGAAUUUAUUUAAUGAAUAAAAAUGAAAAAAAAACAAUUAAUAUUUAGAAGAAUCAUAGAUAUUUCAAAAAUUUCAUCUUCAUGAAAAUGUCAAUCAAAAUUUAAAUUUUCCGUCAUUUGAAUGUUUCGAAACGUCCAACUAAAUAAUCUUAUUUCAAAUAUCUGAUAUGUAUCAGAAUAUUCUUCCAAUGAACUAAAGACAAUAAAGAUAUACUAUGAUACAGAAAAAAUAUUUAUGAUGGCUUUUAAUUAACGAAUUUAUUUUUACCAGACUAUAAUAUAAGUUAAAAAUCAGCAAAUUAUAAUACAUACUUUUUCAUAUUUUAUGAAUUUUCGAUUGUAGUUCAGAUAAAAAUAGACAAUAAUUUUUAUCAACGUAACAUUUAUUAGCACUUGAUCGAAUUAUAUUUUAUAAUCUUAUUUUUACAACAAUAUAAACGAGAAAUAUAAAUUGUUUGUGUUGUUUAUAGAAAUAUUUUAUGUUGUAUUGAUUUAUAAUCUAUGUUAUCUAUAUGAUUGAUUAAAAAAUGUUGGAAGAAAUAUUUUAGAAAUAACUCGUACAUUUCCAUAAUUGUAAAUUACUUGAGAAGUAAAUAUUUCAAGAAAGUA
This is a messenger RNA of Apis cerana (Asiatic honeybee), 5671 nucleotides long. RefSeq names its product glutaminase (gene GLS). Gene Ontology annotation, biological process: L-glutamine catabolic process. Gene Ontology annotation, molecular function: glutaminase activity; protein binding. Lineage: Eukaryota; Metazoa; Arthropoda; Insecta; Hymenoptera; Apidae. The record is from RefSeq and is a predicted model, not a curated record.